CUCUGUUUCCUGACCAAAUGCUUUAUAUGCCAAAAUACACUUCCUGAUUUAAUCAGGGCAGAGAAGUCACAGGACGAACACGAAUCUCACAGUUACUCCAGAGGGGAUAGAGAAAAAGAGAGAUGGCAGAGAGUUUAAAUCAGAGCGGGGGUGAGACCUCUGACUAUAAGUUAGUCCCUCUUAGGGGCUUCAACUUGAUAUCUGGAAUCCACAAUCCUGAAGCGGUGGAUAAAAUUCAGAACUUUGAGAUUCGAGACUCGGAUGUCUUUGUCAUUACGUACCCCAAAUCAGGCACUAUUUGGUUGCAGCAAAUCCUCAGUCUAAUAGAGGUCAAGGGAGAUGUUACAGCGACACGUGAUCAGCUGAAUUCUGAUCGAAUCCCAUGGAUUGAACUUGUAGAAUCUGAGAAACAGUUUGAUUCUGCCCCUUCCCCUAGGAUCCGUGUGUCACAUCUGGCAUACAAAUUCAUGCCACUUCAACUGAAACAAAAGAAGGGCAAGGUCAUCUAUGUGGCCAGGAAUCCAAAGGAUGCUUUGGUGUCCUACUACCAUUUUCACAAAUAUGCAAAUAUGCUGGAGACUCCAAAAGACUUUGAUUCAUUUUUUGAGAAAUUCAUGGAAGGAAAUGUUUAUGGUAAUUGCUGGUUUGAGCAUGUCAAGGGCUGGUACUCCCACAAAGACGAGAUGAACUUCUUGUACAUUACAUAUGAAGACAUGAUCAAGGACUUGCGGUCAGUGGUUGAAAAGAUCAUUUCAUUCUUGGAGAGGGACUUGACAACACAGCAGUUAAAUGAUGUUGUUGAGCACAGUACCUUCAAAAAUAUGAAGACCAAUCCUCAGGCCAAUUACCAGCAGGUCCCUGUCAUCCUGCUGAACCACCAGCUGGGAGCAUUUCUGAGGAAAGGAACUGUCGGUGACUGGAAGAACUACUUCACUGUGGCACAGAAUGAGAGAUUUGACAAAGUGUACCAACAAAAGAUGAAAGAUGUUCCUCUUUCUUUCAAAUGGGACAUGAGUGAACUCAUCACACCGUGAAUUACUCAGUCACAUGUGUACUCAAAGAAAAAAAGAAAGAAAGAAACUUCAAAAGUUUGGGGUCAGUACAUUCAAGUAAAUCGAGUAUUAGAAUGAUUAUGAUUAUGUGACAUUUAAGGCUAGUGUAAUGGCUGAGGAAUAGAUUAAAAUCUAUUAAAAUAGAAAACAGUUAUUUUAAUUGUCUUAAUAUUUUAUUUACAACAUUACUGUUUUUACUGUAUUGUUGAAGCAACCUCUUUAGGGCCUAAAAAAUCGUACCAAACCCCAAACCUUUGAACAGUAAUAUAUACAAAGUACAACGUUAAGUAAAUAUCUUACUUGCUUCAUAAACUCUAUAAAUUUAAAGUUUAAGGCAGCUUAAGACACAGAUAUGUGACAUGACUCACUACUGUCCUCUUCUGGAAUACUGUGAAUACCUCUCAAACUUUCUAACUUUGAAAUUACCAUUUAAAAAAAGAAGAGUAUUUGUAUAAUACUACAUUCUAAAUCUGUUCCCUAAGCAAUACAUUUAAAAUACAUCUAUUUUAUACUAAGCAUAUACUGACAUAUUGCUUGAGACUUACCAAUAUGAAAAUAAUAAUAAAACUUUAUUUGGAGUACUACUU
Messenger RNA from Labeo rohita (rohu), 1639 nucleotides. RefSeq names its product amine sulfotransferase-like. The record is from RefSeq and is a predicted model, not a curated record. Bases 123 to 1034 code for a protein of 303 amino acids. Lineage: Eukaryota; Metazoa; Chordata; Actinopteri; Cypriniformes; Cyprinidae. The transcript has 7 exons. Gene Ontology annotation, molecular function: sulfotransferase activity. Gene Ontology annotation, cellular component: cytoplasm. Gene Ontology annotation, biological process: sulfation.